Molecule: messenger RNA, 1647 nt
Organism: Ilyonectria robusta
Lineage: Eukaryota; Fungi; Ascomycota; Sordariomycetes; Hypocreales; Nectriaceae
Product: fungal-specific transcription factor domain-containing protein
Exons: 3
Coding region: 1-1647 (548 amino acids)
Biological process (GO): positive regulation of transcription by RNA polymerase II
Cellular component (GO): nucleus
Molecular function (GO): DNA-binding transcription factor activity, RNA polymerase II-specific; zinc ion binding; transcription cis-regulatory region binding
Source: RefSeq, a predicted model, not a curated record
AUGGCUCCAUCAGCCGACGUCCAGUCAGGAGGUGCCGCCGACAAGCCAUGCCACAACUGUCGCCGCCGCCGCCUGCGCUGUGAUCGCUCGGUCCCACAAUGCUCCAAGUGCGCCGCCCGCGGCAUCGAAUGUCUGGGCUACGGCCAGCUGUUCCUGUGGACCGGGGCCGUCGCCUCGCGGGGCAAGCUGGCCGGCCAGAAGUCGAGUGCCGCGCUCUAUCCGACCCCGGGCCCGCCGCCGAGACGGAGGAGCCGGCAGGCCUCUGGCUCCGUCGCGACUCCAUCCGAGGCCGGGUCCGAGGCCAUCGCCGACGUCGACGCCGACGUCGUAUCCAGCCACGGCGAUGACGCCUUCGUAGUCAACGGCGACACACAGCUCGUCUGUCCCACCUCCCCAAACCCCCUGGAGUACGAGUACGAGAACGAGGCCUCGACUCCCUGGGCCCUCAUCGACCCCAUAUUCCAAGACAUGAAGUACUCCCAAAGGCAAUAUCUCGGUUAUUUCUCAUCGCGGCUCUGUCGAGACUUUGUCGCCUAUGAUAUCCCCGGCCACAACCCCUUCCGAAACCUCCUCCCACUGACUCAGGCCCACCCGCUGCUGCGUCAGGUCAUCAUCGCCGCCUCGGCCGCUCACAUGUACAACCGUGCAAGGCCCUGGCUCGGUCCCGACUCCCUUGACAGGGGCCACGGGCCAAAACAAAUGCUCGUUGAUGCCCUCGUCGCCAAGCAGCAAGUGCUGCAGAUGAUGCCGUCUGCCCUGCAGAGCAUCGAUUCCAUUGAUGGGGAUGUUCUCCUCGCCUCUGUGUUGUUCCUUAUCAAUGUUGAACUGAUCGAAUCUGGCAAGCAAAACUGGAAAGCUCAUCUGGAUGGCGCUGGUAGGAUCAUGUCACUGCUCCCUGCUUCCAGCGUGGACGCGAGUUUGAGAAAUUAUAUCGUAUCUGACUGUUUUGUAUAUUAUAUACUGGAAUCCACCUUUCGACCCUCGGCCACGGAUUCCAGAUCAUUCUUUGACUCCUGUCAGGGGAUGGAGAUUUUAGAGAAGACGGCGAAUAGCUACUAUUGCUGCCCGCCCGAACUCUUGGAGAUUAUGCUCACCGCUGCCAAGCUCUCCAACAAGAUAUCGGCGGAAGCUGUCUCGCCCGGCAUGGUGACCACGGCUGGUGUAACCCUGUUUAAUCGCGCUCAAAAUGUCGACGUGAUAACUUGGGCACGGGAGGUUUCGUCCCUCCCUUCAAUAUACAAAGACCCCGUAUUGAGCCGUUUUCGCGUGGCAUCAGGCCACCGACUUGGUACAUGUCUUUACAUCCUACAUGCGAUUCCAUCUUUGGAUUCGGUGUACAGCGACGAGAUGGUCGACAUGCUACUGGAAGAAUUACAGCAGACGCUGAUCUCUAUUCCCGAUGAUGAUGCCAACUACAAAGCAACGGCGUGGAUCACCUUUGUCUUUGGCGCGAGCGUCAAGACCACUGAGAUGAAAGAGUGGGUCAUUGACAGGAUAAAACGAUUAAUGUUGGAAUCUCCCUGGGGAUUUUUGUACGCCGCAAGAGACGCCCUGCACAAGUUGUGGGCGUUGCAGGCCGAAGGAAGAGGGAACAGGAGUUGGGUACAAUCACUCAGAGACUUGGACAUGGACUUCUUGGUGGUUUGA